UUCGCCUCUAUCUCGCCCGCCGAUCCUCAACCGUCUCGUCGACGAUGGCUUCCUCUCCCUCGAAAAAGGUCCUGGUCCCCAUCGCCGACGGAACGGAGCCGAUGGAGGCCGUCAUCACCAUCGACGUUCUCCGCCGCUCCGGCGCUGACGUCACCGUCGCUUCAGCUGCUUCCGAUCUCCGCGUCGACGCCUGCUGGGGGAUCAAGCUCGUCGCCGAUUCCCUCAUCUCCGAUUGCAAAGGCUCCUCCUUUGAUCUCAUCGCGCUUCCCGGAGGAAUGCCUGGUUCAGCUAGCCUAAGAGAUUGUGAAGUGUUGGAGGAAAUGGUUAGAAAGCAAUCAGAGAGCGGAGGGAUUAAUGCGGCGAUUUGUGCAGCCCCGGCAGUUGCAUUGGGAUCUUGGGGUCUGCUUAAAGGAUUGAAAGCUACUUGUUAUCCUGCUUUCAUGGAUAAGUUACCAGCGGAUGUGACAAAAGUGGAAUCUAGGGUUCAAGUUGACGGGAAGGUGGUUACAAGCCGGGGAGCAGGGACGGCUAUCGAGUUCUCCUUGGCAUUGAUUGAGAUGCUUUAUGGCAAAGAGAAAUCUGAAGAAGUUGCGGGACCUAUGGUGACCCGUCCUCAUCAUGGGGAGGACUACACUAUGAUGGAGCUGAAUCCCGUGGAGUGGAAAUAUGACCAUGACACACCUCAGGUACUUGUGCCAAUUGCUAACGGAUCAGAGGAGAUGGAGGCUGUAAUGAUUAUCGACAUUCUACGGAGAGCCAAAGCUAAUGUUGUUGUGGCGUCAGUUGAAGAUGGAUUAGAAAUUGUAGCAUCUAGAAAAGUGAAAAUAGUAGCAGAUAAGCUUUUGGACGAGGCUGUUAAAUUACAAUAUGACCUAAUUGUUCUGCCGGGAGGGCUUCCUGGUGCACCAGCAUUCACAAACUCGGCAAAGCUUGUUGAUUUGCUUAAAAAGCAGGCUGAAUCAAAUAAGCCGUAUGGGGCUAUAUGUGCUUCUCCAGCUCUAGUGCUUGAGCCACAUGGUUUACUCAAAGGGAAGAAGGCAACAGCAUACCCUGCUAUGUGCAGCAAGCUUUCUGAUAAAAGUGAAAGUGAGAAUAGGGUGGUGGUUGAUGGGAACCUGAUCACAAGCAGAGGGCCAGGGACUUCCAUGGAGUUUGCACUGGCCAUAGUAGAGAAGUUCUUUGGCCGUGAAAAAGCCCUCGAUCUUGCAAGAAGCCUGGUUUUUGUAUAAUGAGCUAAUAAUAGCCCUGUGGUGGAGAACUGGGCGUAAUCAGUAGUUUCUGUAUAAACUAAGUUGCAACGACCUAGUAUCUGCUGCAGUUUUUGUAUGAGUAUUGUGCGUUUGCUCGGUUUGAGUCGUCUGUGAUUGUACUUAUAAACGGUUUAAAUACACGAUGAAGUAAUGUGACAUUUAAGACUAUAAUGAAAAUGUCACCGUGUAUGUGUGCUAUCUAAAUGAUAAAUGAUGGGUUUCCGCCGUUUCUGUCA
Asparagus officinalis (garden asparagus) is the source of this 1486-nucleotide messenger RNA. RefSeq names its product protein DJ-1 homolog B. The record is from RefSeq and is a predicted model, not a curated record. Lineage: Eukaryota; Viridiplantae; Streptophyta; Magnoliopsida; Asparagales; Asparagaceae. Gene Ontology annotation, molecular function: protein deglycase activity. The coding region runs from base 45 to 1229 and encodes 394 amino acids. Gene Ontology annotation, biological process: guanine deglycation, glyoxal removal; protein deglycation, glyoxal removal. The transcript is spliced from 9 exons. Gene Ontology annotation, cellular component: cytosol; nucleus.